AUGAUCAAGCCCAAUACCCCAGCUGACGAAGAAAAGGAGAUUUCAUUGCUGGUAGUGGCAGAGUCUGACCACUUGCCAGUAAUCCCUUUGGAACGAUUCUCGAAUUUUAACCACUUCAAACGUGUCACUUGCUGGAUCAAUCGUCUUGUGUACAAUUCCAAAAGGAAAAGGAAAGACAGGAUCCUGUCUAGCUGUUUGACCACCCUUGAACUCCAGCAAGCGGAGAAUUACUGGUACAAAUUCGUUCAAUUGAUUCACUUCAAAUCCGAGAUUGAAAACCUGAGCAGCAACCAUCCACUGCCCAACUCAAGCUCACUCAUCUCUCGAAACCCAUUCCUUGAUGAUAACAAGUUGCUUCGAGUCGGAGGCAGACAGCAACUAUCUCAAUCGUCUUAUGAAUCCAAGCACCCUCUGAUUCUGCAUGGAAGUCACAAGCUGACACGUGUGAUCAUAUUCACAGAGCAUAUUCGAUUGUUGCACGCUGGUCCAACACUGCUUGCCAGCUCUCUGAACAGACGGUAUCAUAUAAUUGGUGGAUACAAGGUCAUUCGCUCUGUCACAAGGAAAUGUGUCACUUGUCGAAAGUAUUCAGCCAAGCCCCUACCACAGAUGUUGGGACAGCUGCCACCGGAAAGAAUCACUCCUGGAUCUGUUUUCGACAAAGUAGGCAUCGACUAUGCCGGUCCAGUGCUGAUCAAGUAUAGUUAUGUCCGGAAACCAACUAUCGUAAAGGCAUACAUUUGUGUUUUUGUAUCGCUAUCGGUAAAGGCAGUUCACUUGGAAUUGGUGACCGAUCUGACAACGGACGCGUUCAUCGCUUGCCUAAGAAGGUUCAUCGCUAGACGUGGUCUACCUACACUCAUUUGGAGCGACAAUGGCACCAACUUUGUUGGUGCAUCUAGGCAGCUAUCAGAUGUCUACAAAUUCCUUGAAACGCAAGCGAAUCACCAAACCAUCAGUGGUCAUCUUGCUAGUCAAAAUAUAGAAUGGCGGUUCAUACCGCAACGUGCUCCACACUUUGGAGGUUUAUGGGAAGCUGCAGUAAAGAGUGUCAAGACCCACCUGCGCAAGAUCUUAGGCGAAGUCAAGAUGACGUAUGAGGAAAUGUCCACAGUCCUGUGCCAGAUUGAAUCUACCCUCAAUAGUCGACCGCUGACACCCCUGCACAACGAUGAUGAUGGCAUUGAGGCUCUCAUCCCGGGACACUUCCUCAUCAAUAGACCACUCAAGGCACUACCUGAUGUCUCAUCUAUAGCUCCUCGUCCACUCUCACUCUUGAAGCGAUGGCAAUGUUGUCAAUCAUUGGUACAGCAUUUUUGGAAGAGAUUCUCGACAGAAUACCUUUCUCAUAUAGGAAAGUUCUACAAAUGGCAACACCCAACAAGAAACAUUCGCAUUGGUGACCUUGUGGUCAUUAAAGAAGAUGCUCCCAUACGCAACCGAUGGCCAUUGGCUAAAGUAUUGAACGUUCAUCCAGGCAAGGAUGGUUUAGUGCGAGUGGCUCAGAUCAAGACGGCCGAUGGAACCUACACUCGUCCCAUUACCAAGCUCGCGGUAAUAUUACCGAUUGACGAACAAUGAGUAACUGUUGAACAAUGGCAAUGUACCUAAGACCAUCCGGUCUUGGCCGGCGGUAUGUUGAUGUGUACAAGCUAGGUGUUUAAUUACUUGAUGUUAUGCAAUAUUUACUAGGUUCAUAGUUUAAUGAGUUUGUGGUAAAUGUGUUGUUUUGUUCAAUUUUCUUUGUUGUGCGCAGGGCCCCUUGCUCUGGCCCUGCCCCCUUUGUUUUGUAUUUGCCAUCACCCACUAUCUUUCUCAGUUGUUGUUGUUGUUGUUUAUUGUAUUUUGUCUAAACUCACUAAGAAUUGUUGCAAAAGG
This is a messenger RNA of Halichondria panicea, 1878 nucleotides long. RefSeq lists its product as uncharacterized. Lineage: Eukaryota; Metazoa; Porifera; Demospongiae; Suberitida; Halichondriidae. Gene Ontology annotation, biological process: DNA integration. The record is from RefSeq and is a predicted model, not a curated record. The transcript has a single exon. Gene Ontology annotation, molecular function: nucleic acid binding. Bases 1 to 1581 code for a protein of 526 amino acids.